This is a messenger RNA of Rana temporaria (common frog), 801 nucleotides long. It is a transcript of the gene TPRKB, whose product is annotated as TP53RK binding protein. The transcript is spliced from 5 exons. The coding region runs from base 136 to 663 and encodes 175 amino acids. The record is from RefSeq and is a predicted model, not a curated record. Lineage: Eukaryota; Metazoa; Chordata; Amphibia; Anura; Ranidae. Gene Ontology annotation, biological process: telomere maintenance via recombination; tRNA threonylcarbamoyladenosine modification. Gene Ontology annotation, cellular component: nucleus; EKC/KEOPS complex; cytosol.
GCCUUCCUGCGUGUCCCCCGGUGGAUUUGUAGCUGGUCUUCUUCCCAGGCGGAGGGUCGUUGUGGUAUAUGGAAGGUGGAGUGUUGUCAGGACUCAGGUGUCUGUUUUCCAGGGGCCGUUCAUAGCUAGAUUACAAUGGAUGUAACUUAUCACCUCGAACUGUUUCCUGAACAUAAAGUGACUUUGCUUUUAUUCAAAGAUGUUAAAAAUGCAUCAGGACUAAGAAAGAAAGCGAUUGAUGGAGAUGUUGAUGGAGUGUUACUGAAUCCUGCAAUGAUUGUGGAUCCGCUUCAGGUUCUUAUUGCAGUAAACAAAGCUAUCCAUUUACACCUAUUGGAAAAAAUGAAAACAAGGAGUCUUAACUCUGAAAUUAUAUUCAAUUUAUCACCAACAAACAAUAUUUCGGAAGCUUUUAGAAAGUUUGGCCUGUCAGACAGUGAUUCUGGAGUUCUUGUUGUUUUGACUGACGAUGGGACUAAAGCCUUGAAUUCUCAAGAAAUAAUCUCUCACGUGGAAGGCCAGCAAGUGCCUCUAGCAGAGCUGUCACAACUAACAGACUUCACGAAAGUGAGAAAGAUGUAUAAACUGACCAGAGAAGAAGAUAAAAUUGGUUCUGUACUGGAUGCUGUAAUCUGCAGAAUGGCUGUGAAAGACUUAUUAUAAAGAAUGUACUACUAAAAAAAACUCCAGAGAACUGUUCACUUGUAUUUUAUAUAUUGAUAUUGUGCUUUGUACAGUUACAUUUAUUAUCUUCUAUAGUUUUGGGAAUUAAAAAUACUGAAAUUCUGUUUUAAUAACUUA